This is a messenger RNA of Adineta steineri, 1410 nucleotides long. The record is from the annotation of a GenBank genome assembly. Lineage: Eukaryota; Metazoa; Rotifera; Eurotatoria; Adinetida; Adinetidae.
AUGGCAAAUAACAAGACACUAUGUUGUAUAUGUAAUGAAGAAAAAAUAACAUAUCCGUGUGAAGGAUGUUCAAAAAGAUUUUGUUUUGUGGAUUUAGAAAAACAUCGUCAAGUAUUAAACGAUGAAUUACAUCAUAUCACCAAUGAAUAUAAUGAAUUUAAACAAACAAUCAAUGAACAAAAACAAAAUCCACAAAAUCAUUCAGUAAUGAACCAAAUUAAUCAAUGGGAAAUACAAUCAAUUGAAAUAAUUCAAAAAAAAGCACAAAAUUGUAGAGAAAUCUUCAAUAAAUCAUUACCAACAUUUUUUAAUGAUAUUGAAACGAAAUUUAAUGAUUUAAAUGAGCAAAUAAUACAAAUUCGUAAAGAAAAUGAAUUUAAUGAAACUAACUUAAAUUAUUUAAGAAAUCAAUUAAUAGAAAUUACAGAGGAAUUGAAUAAUCCAUCAAGUAUUUCUGCUAAACAAAAUUCACAACGGCUUAUCAAUGAUAUUUCAAUUAUUUUAUCGAAAAAAUCAAAAUUCAAGAAAUGGAAACAAAAUGCCAUUACUGUGGCUGGUGGAAAUGAGAGAGGACAAGAAUUAAAUCAACUCAACGGCCCUGAAGGAGUAUUUAUUGAUAAAAAUAAAAACGUUUUCAUUGCUGAUUAUUUGAAUCAUCGUAUUGUUAAAUGGAAACAUAAUGCAAAAGAAGGAAAAAUCAUUGCAGGUGGAAAUAGGCAAAGAAAUCUAAUGAAUCAAUUGACUCAUCCAACAGAUGUGAUUGUUGAUCAACAAAACCAUUCGAUCAUCAUUGCUGAUCGUGGGAACAGACGGGUGAUCCAAUGGUUGAAUCAAAAUCAACAAAUUCUCAUUCAGAAUAUCUCCUGCUGGGGCUUGGCAAUGGAUAAACACGGAUUUCUUUAUGUUUGUGAUUUGGAGAAGAAUGAAGUGCAACGAUGGAAAAUGGGAGAAUACCACAAUGAAGGAAUUGUAGUGGCAGGUGGAAAUGGCAGAGGAAAUCAACUCAAUCAACUCGAUUAUCCUACUUUUAUUUUUGUUGAUGAAGAUCAAUCUAUUUAUGUAUCGGAUACAGACAAUAAUCGUGUGAUGAAAUGGAGAAAAGAUGCAAAAGAAGGAACACUUGUGGCUGGAGGAAAUGAUUAUGGAAGAAAUCUCAAUCAGUUGUAUCAUCCUCAAGGAGUAGUUGUGGAUCAUUUGGGUCAAAUCUAUGUGGCAGAGUGGGGAAAUGAUCGAGUAGUGCGUUGGUGUGAAGGAAAACAAGAAGGUGAAAUUGUUGUUGGUGGAAGUGGAAGAGGAAAUCAAUUAAAUCAAUUGAAUCAUCCCAGCAGUUUAUCUUUUGAUGAUGAAGGAAAUCUAUGUGUUGCUGAUUCGGGAAAUGAUCGAAUUCAAAAAUUUGAAAUAAUUUUAUGA